Messenger RNA from Raphanus sativus (radish), 1153 nucleotides. RefSeq names its product putative F-box/LRR-repeat protein At5g02700. The record is from RefSeq and is a predicted model, not a curated record. NCBI's taxonomy places the organism in Eukaryota, Viridiplantae, Streptophyta, Magnoliopsida, Brassicales, Brassicaceae. Bases 1 to 1101 code for a protein of 366 amino acids. The transcript is spliced from 4 exons.
AUGGGAGAAAAAGAAAAGGCCAGACGGCUUUCGUUUGUGGAGAAGUUGUCUCUCAACUUCGUUAUAAGUUCUAGUAUUUAUCGUUUCCCAGAUUUCUUCUAUCGUAGUUCAUCCUUAGAGAAGCUCAGGGUGUCAUAUAUUUUGAUUUUGGAAUGCACAGUAUCUUGGAAAUCCCUAAGGAAGUUGACAUUGUCGUGUUGUUGUAAUCUCAAGUAUGAAUCUGUUGAUAAUAUUCUCUCUGGCUCUCCAAUGCUUGAAACCUUGGGAUUGCAUUAUUGUACUGGACCUGUGCGUCUUGAUCUGAGUAAAUCACGUAGUUUAAGGAGAUUAAAGAUUCGUGAUUACAAAGGGUAUCCGAAUAUUUCUGGGAACGAUCGUCAAAGGCUAGCGGAGAUUGUAGCGCCUCACAUCCAUUAUCUGAAGUUGAGGAGUUGUUAUAAACCAUUGACUUUAGUCGAUGUCUCUUGUUUGAUGGAAGCUCAUCUUGACAUCUUCAGUGGACAUUCAUCUUCCUUGGCAUUAAACAUUCCUUUCGAAGAGAAGGCUGAUUUUCUUCAAACAGGGGUCUUAAAGAUGCUAGCAAAAUUACAAAACGCAGAAAGGCUUUCUUUUGGGGGUUCCCUUCUUCAGAUUAUGUCCCUCGCUGAGCUCCGUGGUGUUUCUUUCCCAACGUUCAAGGUCCAAACUUUGACGCUUAGAACCAGGUUUGCACAAUCUUUUAUUCCUGGUAUAACAAGGUUACUACCUGGAUUAAGGAAGCUAAUAGCAGUACCAACACAUAUUGAUGACAUUGACAUAGAGGAUAGUGAUCUGGACAGCUAUUUGGAUUCACAAGGCUUGAAUCCAGAUCAAUGUUGGAGAUCAAAAUAUGAUGUGUUUCCUACCUCAGAUGAGUCUGAUAUGAUUGUACGUAAUGAGGAAUCAUUGUGGGAACUCGUGGUGUCGUUCGUUGCAAUGGUGCUGAGAAAUGUAAUGACACUAGAAAUGUUGGUGGUGGGGUUGAAUCAUAUUGACCGAAACUUUAAUGAUGCAGAAUCGUUCGAAGAUUUGCUUCAGAUGCUUCCUAACAAGAAUAAUGUCUCCAUCGUGCUCAAACGCUAAGUAUUUGUAUGAAUGUAAUUUAUUCACUCUUGGUUUUAAUUUUAUACAACAG